This is a messenger RNA of Phymastichus coffea, 4116 nucleotides long. It is a transcript of the gene bsk, whose product is annotated as stress-activated protein kinase JNK. The transcript has 7 exons. The record is from RefSeq and is a predicted model, not a curated record. Bases 573 to 1760 code for a protein of 395 amino acids. Gene Ontology annotation, molecular function: JUN kinase activity; ATP binding. Lineage: Eukaryota; Metazoa; Arthropoda; Insecta; Hymenoptera; Eulophidae. Gene Ontology annotation, cellular component: nucleus; cytoplasm. Gene Ontology annotation, biological process: protein phosphorylation; JNK cascade.
GGCGAGCGAGCGGGAGCAGGCGAAGCGGCGGCGGCGGCGGCAGCAGCAGCAACAACAACAGCAGUACUAGCACUAGUCUCAGCAGCAGCAACAGCAGCAACAGCAGCAACAGCAGCAGCAGCAGCAGCAGCAGCAGCAGCAGCAGCAGCAGCAGCAGCAGCAGCAGCAGCAGCAGCAGCAGCAGCAGCAGCAGCAGCAGCAACAGCAGCAGCAGCAGCAGCAGCAGCAGCAGCAACAGCAGCAGCAGCAGCAGCAGCAGCGCAAAACUCGAGCCGGGUCGGAGCGCAGGCAGCACGGCGGCGGCGACGCCAGCAAAGGCAGCAGCGGUGCCGGUGGUGCCGGGGCUAGCGGCGGACGCGGCGACCGAGGCUGCCGAGGAAGGUGACGGCGGCGCCGGCGAGGCGGCCGGGGCCCGCGGCGGCGUCCGCGAGGACGACGAGUUGCCGCUGCAGGAGGCCGAGGAGGCCGCCGAGGAGGAGCGCCCGCGGGCCUUCGUGGCGGCCGGCUCGAGCCGGCAGCAGCACCAGCACCAGCAGCAACAACAGCAGGCGGCCAACCACGCGGCGAGGCGCAUGCCUUACCUGCAGCCCACCAGCCAGGACAUGAGCGCCUCGCGUGCCCAGCACGCCGCCAUGUUCUACACGGUCGAGGUCGGCGACACCAAGUUCACCAUUCUCAAGCGCUACCAGAACCUCAAGCCCAUCGGCUCCGGGGCGCAGGGCAUCGUCUGCGCGGCCUACGACACCGUCACCGCGCAGAACGUGGCCAUCAAGAAGUUGUCCAGGCCUUUCCAGAACGUCACCCACGCCAAGAGGGCCUACCGCGAGUUCAAGCUCAUGAAGCUGGUCAACCACAAGAACAUCAUUGGCCUCCUGAACGCCUUCACGCCGCAGAGGUCCCUGGAUGAGUUUCAGGACGUGUACCUGGUGAUGGAGCUGAUGGACGCCAACCUCUGCCAGGUGAUCCAGAUGGACCUCGACCACGAGCGCAUGUCCUACCUGCUCUACCAGAUGCUCUGCGGCAUCAAGCACCUGCAUUCCGCCGGCAUCAUCCACAGGGAUUUGAAGCCCAGCAAUAUCGUAGUUAAAUCCGACUGCACCCUCAAGAUACUGGACUUUGGUCUCGCGAGGACGGCGGGCACAACCUUCAUGAUGACGCCCUACGUUGUGACAAGGUACUACAGGGCGCCCGAGGUCAUCCUCGGCAUGGGCUACAAGGAGAACGUCGACAUCUGGUCGGUCGGCUGCAUCAUGGGCGAAAUGAUUCGCGGUGGCGUUCUCUUUCCCGGUACCGACCAUAUCGACCAGUGGAACAAAAUCAUUGAGCAAUUGGGAACACCAGCACCAGAGUUCAUGCAGCGGCUGCAACCAACCGUGCGAAAUUACGUGGAGAACCGACCGCGCUAUCCUGGCUAUCCCUUCGAGAGACUAUUUCCGGACGUCCUCUUUCCCUCGGACUCCUCCGAGCACAAUCGCUUGAAAGCGAGUCAGGCCAGGGAUCUGCUAUCGCGCAUGUUGGUCAUCGAUCCGGAGCGGCGCAUCUCCGUCGACGAUGCUCUACUUCAUAAUUACAUCAACGUUUGGUACGACGAGGGCGAAGUCAACGCGCCUGCUCCGGGGCCCUAUGAUCACAGUGUCGAUGAGAGGGAGCACACUGUCGACCAGUGGAAAGAGCUCAUCUACCAAGAGGUCAUGGAGUACGAGACCAGCCACAACACCGCGUCCGCGUCGCAGUCGCCCGACACCGCGGGCUCCCGGUAGAUACACGGCACCAUGCCCAAUCUGUACCAACAACAAGUAACACGUCCUUUCUACUUUCGGACGUCGCCGCGGCGGCGCUUCGCAAGCCUAAACGGCUCAACUUUAAGAAAAUAUUACCAGUCCCAUCUUACAAUUAAGGGGUAAUACGAAGCAGAUCCAUACCCACAAGAUCUGUCAAGAGUGUGCAAGUGUGUGCAAGGUAGCGGAUUCUUGUCCGCUUCGCGUAAACAAGGUUCUCAUCAAUGUCCCUUCUUCGCCAACGGGACAAAUCAUUCUGUUCCCCGACGACACUAAUUACAGCGAUCGAGCGAGUCUCCAUCGAUUUUUUUUCGCAUUUGUGCUGCGAUCUUGUCAAUUUAUUUGUUAUUGCAGACCAAACUAUUUCGUCUAGAGUCAGCGUCGCCGGCAUUCCACGUUUUUCUUAUUUUUUUCAACAAUGAUGAGGAAUUUCUAGAUUGUUCAUUUUCAAGAUUUUUUUCGAUCACUUGCUUUUAACUGCUGCCUACUAAGCCAGCAUUACCUCAUUACAGAUAUUUUGCAUUUUUGUUUAUUUGUUUCUACGUCAAUUAUAUAAUUAAAAAGUUUUGUGCACCUAUAAACACUAAUCAUUUUCGAACGUUUGAGUACGUUUUAUCAACGUUUUGUCUGUAAAACUCUGUAGCGCGAAGCGAACAAUGUAAAUAUUUGGAGGGAGAUUGAAUUACGGUGUGCAAUAUGUAGUUCAAGGCUUUAUCACUCUGGAAUGCAUGAUACUAAAGUGUCAUUAAAAUGAUGAUGCGGAAAAAAAUAAUUAUGAAACACCCUGUAUUUUUAUACAAGAGCGUGUUUUCGAUAAAACUACGUCCAAGUACUUUAAAAAUAUAUAUAUACAAAAGCCUGCUGACGCGUGUCUGUAAUAGUCGAAUCGCAUUUUACGUCGUAAGUUGUGUAAAUUUUACCGAACCUAUGCGCAUUCGCAGCGUUGUUCUAUACCGGAAAAUGAGGAAGAUUAAUAAUAAAAUUUGAGAAAAAAAUAAUGAUAGCGAUGCUGUGACAAUAGGGGAAAAGGGUGAAAUCAUACAAAAGCUCCUCGAUAAUGUCAGCAAAUUGCUACGCGCAAAUCAGAAACGUAUCCAAGCAGAAUAAUAUACUCGAUUAGAGUGUCUAGUCUCUGCAUAUCGUCGUGGUUCUAUAUAGUUAUCUUGGUUUUCAUUAAUUGUGUCUGUAGAGAAGUAAUUUAAGCUGUACCUUUCUUACCUUUUUAAUCUCUCUCUCUCUCUCUUUCUCUGUCACUCAUUCUUGUACUAUCUCAGUCUAUAUACUUUUUAUUUUAUUCUUCUCAUCUUUUUUGCCUCUCUCUCUCUCUCUCUCUCUUUCUCAUUCUCUCUCUCUCUCUCUCUCUCUCUGACUCUAUCUAUCUAUCUAUCUAUCUAUCUAUCUUACUAUCUAUCUAUCCAUCUAUCUAUCUAUCUAUCUUAUUUACUUCUCGUGUGUAAUUGAAGAAAAAAAUGAAAAAAAAAAUGAAAAAAAUGAUACUUUUGCAAGGCGAAAGUUAUAGUUUUUUGUUAUCGAGUGCCAUGCGUUGACUUUAUUAUUAUAGUAGCAAAUUUGGUUUUGACGUUGCGUCAUUGAAACUUAUACUCGAAUAAAUAAGAGCGAACAGUAGUUUGGUACGAUAUUCGCGCCACAACUGUCGUUUUGAUCGCGCACUUGAGAACUCACAGACGUGUAUAAUAAUAAUUGGAAAACUGAAGUAAUCAAUUAGACAGCAAUGGUGUAGGCUGAAUUAGAUAUUGCAAUAUUAUUUUGCAGUAAAUAAGUGUACCUAGAUUAGCGCGCAAAGACAAGUAACAAAUAGUUCAACAGUUAGCUGCGUAGAUAGUCAAGUAGUGAAAAACAGUGGUAAAGAGCAUGGACGUGUGAGCGAGAGAGAGAGAAAGAGAGAGAGAAAGAGAGAGCGAGAGAGAGAGAGAGAGAGAGAGAGAGAGAGAGAGAGAGAGAGAGAGAGAGAGAGUAAAGAAGAGAGAAAACACGAGAAAUGGAAGCUAGAGUAAAAAGAGUGAGAGAGAAAACGUAAUUUAAAACAAGCGAACGAUACCUUGAAGUUGCAAAAACGACUGCUAGUGUCGCGCCAUCGUGCAAAGUACGCAAGAUGUGCGUGCGUAUCCGAGUGAAUUCGUGUGCGUGGGUGUGAUUGUGUAUACGUUAAUUAUUGCGAUUGAGAAGAAGAAAAAGAAAACGUGCAAAAAUAUAAACGAUGCGAGCGUUAAAUUUUUAUUUUUCACGACGAUAGUUAUGUGAAUAUAUUGCUACAGUCCGAUCCAAAUAAUCAAGCUUUUGUAACACUCGAUAUAAUAAAGUAACGAUUAUACCGCUA